UUAUCCAAAUCUCUUCUCUAUCUUGUAACGAUGCCAAAUAUCGAUGAAACAACUGUCGUGCGUGGUCGUGAUCUUGAGAUGGACGUGAUCCGGAAUACUAUAGAACUGGAAGCACAUCGGGCCAUCAUAGAAGUCCCUAGUCAGGACCAGGGUGAACGUCCUUCUACUAGUAUUCUAUUUAAUGAAAGACGUUAUCUCGAAGAUAAUGGUAUUGACGUAUUUGGGCCCUAUAAAAAAUAUAUAUUGGUGUUUCAAUGCAAAAAUUAUACUAGAAGACGAUAUGUUACGGAGCUUAUUGGUGUUUUGAACAAAUUUCCAGAUAAACAUACGAUCGGCAUAUUUGUUACUUCGCUUUCGGAUGGGUAUGUAGAAAGAGCCCGACUUUGGGCGGAAGGUUCCAAUAUCCCCAUCCUUUUGACUUCCAUUUGGAAUUUGGAGCAGGUUCUUUUAAACCUCCCUUGGAAUCCAUACGCCAUUAAUGAGGAAUCCCUUCAGAAAAUGAUGGAAGAAUCAUUGAAAUUGGCUUAUCGUCAAGAAGAUCGUACAAAGAGCAUUAAACAAAAAGUAACACAAACACAUCAAGAUAUGAAGGAAUUAUCUCUCUGGAUACUCUGGAUUUUUUGGAAUUCAGUGGUGAUCGUUAUUCUUGUGUGUUUUAUUCUAGGUUGGCUUGGACGUAUCUGGAUAUCAUACUUUAAUU
This is a messenger RNA of Cetraspora pellucida, 700 nucleotides long. NCBI's taxonomy places the organism in Eukaryota, Fungi, Glomeromycota, Glomeromycetes, Diversisporales, Gigasporaceae. The record is from the annotation of a GenBank genome assembly.